AUGCCUUACAAGGACAAGCAUUCAUUAGCUGCCCGCAAAAUGGUUGCCCGCAAGUGUGGGCCCGCCACCAGGACCUUUGCCGCGACCAACAGUGUCCUUCGGCAUCAAAAUCCGUAUUCUAAUUCUGCGCCAAGUCUCCGCCGAGCCUUCGCCGAGCAUCCGCCAAGCAAACAAAUAAAAGCUGGGCCGUUCGAGGCCGGAUACUUUUUUUAA
Messenger RNA from Bursaphelenchus xylophilus (pine wood nematode), 213 nucleotides. NCBI's taxonomy places the organism in Eukaryota, Metazoa, Nematoda, Chromadorea, Rhabditida, Aphelenchoididae. The record is from the annotation of a GenBank genome assembly.